Galdieria sulphuraria is the source of this 2097-nucleotide messenger RNA. RefSeq names its product magnesium transporter CorA-like family protein (MRS2-7) isoform 2. Gene Ontology annotation, molecular function: magnesium ion transmembrane transporter activity. Lineage: Eukaryota; Rhodophyta; Bangiophyceae; Galdieriales; Galdieriaceae. Gene Ontology annotation, cellular component: mitochondrial inner membrane. The record is from RefSeq and is a predicted model, not a curated record. Gene Ontology annotation, biological process: mitochondrial magnesium ion transmembrane transport; vacuolar transport. The transcript is spliced from 9 exons. The coding region runs from base 34 to 1911 and encodes 625 amino acids.
AGCAUUGAAGAAAUUACUUUACAAAGAGAGCGAAUGAUUCGUAACGAGGCUAUUGCAGCAGUUCCUCUAGUGUGUAUAGAAGUAGAUAUCCACGGGAACAUGACUUCGAAACAAGUCCAAAAAACAGAAUUAGCCUCUUUUCUGAAGCUGAACUUUCGUGAUUUGCGUGUGGUUGACCCAAGUUUUAGAAAUGAAUCUCCAGUAUUCCUUGCCAGGAAGAACGUAGUGGUAGGAAUUCCAAGAUUUUUUUGCCCUGUUUUGUUAAUAGGUUUUGGAUACUUGAAGGUUGUACACUUCGAACAUAUUCGCGCAGUUAUCCAGGCUACUUCUAUACUCCUAUUUGACCCACCCCAUCCCUCGGUACAGAACUUCAUACCUUCGUUGAGGACCAGAAUAAGAGAUCGUUCGCAUCCUCUUCCUUUUGAGUUUCGUUCGUUAGAAGCUAUUCUGAUCGAUGUUUGUACGUCACUUAGUCGACAAUUGCGAACCUUAGUACCUGCUGUUGAGAAUGUACUAGACACGCUAAGCUCCAAUGACACAGGAGCGGAUACUGUGAGAUCGUGUUUGGAUAGACUGCUUCCGUUGCAGAACAGCUUAAAUGAGUUUGAAGUGAAAAUUCGUGAGGCACAUACUGCACUCAAUGAUGUAUUACGUAGCGAUGAAGACAUGUCUGAAAUGUAUUUAACUACCAAAUUGGAAACUGGACAUCGUCGUAGAGUGGACCAGCAUGAAGAAGUUGAAAUGAUGUUUGAAACCUAUUUGAAACAGAUCGAUUCUAUGCUUAAUGAAGUGGCUUCCACCAUUCAAACUGUUCGUGUUACCGAAAAUAUCACUCAAAUACGUUUGGAUGCCAUGAGGAAUCGUAUCUUACGCUUAGAAGUUUAUCUUAAUCUUGGCAUGCUAUCUUUGUCUACCGGUAAGUGGAGAGAAAAUUUCAUGUUGGUAUGUAAUUACCAUGGACAGGUGCAUUUUGCUCCGCGCAAGUCUUUUAGGGUUCUCUGCGUUUGCUUUUUUGGUUGCAGUUGCUUGGAUUCGUUUGAAGAGAAUAUUUCAAUAGGCGUAGUCUUAUUUGGAUUAGAAUAUUGGCCACGUUGGGAAACUGUGAUUUUGGAUGAAAGCCGUUUGACUUUUUUUUGGGGGGCCAAGUUAGUGACGGCCUUGGAAGUACACUUUUCUUUUGCUAUGCAGUUUUUAAGAAAAUUGAACGUUAAAGUUUCAAGAAGCAAGACACCACCCACACCUGCACCCACUAUUGCUGAUAUCAGGGAACACAUUGAACUACUUGAAAGAAAGCAGCAAGUAUGGCAAAAAAAGGUGGACGCCGAACAACAAAAGGCAAAGACUCUUUUAAUGAAAAAGGACAGAAGAGGUGCUCUUAUGGCUUUGAAGCGAAAGAAGAUUCUCGAGAAGGAAAUAGCGAAUACGGAAAAUGUUCGAUACAACUUGGAGCUACAGGCUUUGACACUUGAAAAUGCCAACGCGAGUGCACAAACUGUUGACGCUUUUCGCAAAGGAAACAAACAAUUGAGGAAAGCCCACGAAAAGUUAAAGGUAGAAGAAGUUGACGACGUUAUGGCAGAUACCCAAGAACUAGUCGAAGAAUCGAAUAUGAUUUCGGAAGCUUUGGCACAACCGCUUUCCGGGAAUACUUAUUUGGAUGAAGAUGAACUUGGAGCUGAAUUAGAUGAACUAGAAGGUGAAGCCUUAGACCGCUAUAUGCUUGAAACAGAAGAGAAAAUUGGUCAAGAAGAGAGAACAACUGGAAACUUAAGGGUGCCUAGUGCAGUCAAAGGUAAAACUGUCAAGGAAACGGUUUCCAGUCGUGUUGAGGUACCGAAAGAAGAAGAAGAAGAAGAAGUCAACGACGAAGAACGAGAACUUCGAGAGUUGGAAAGAAGUAUGGCCAUGUAGUCGUUGACCGCAACUUCUUUGGAUGAGUUGUGUUAUAACAUUUAUGCAUGUAUACAAAUAUAUAUCAUAUCUCUAUCUAUCUCUCCCUCUAUAUAUAUAUAUAUACUCCAAGAGUUGAGGUCUUUUUUUGUGUCGAGAAAAACUUGCGAGAUGGAAACAUGAAGAAAUAAAGAUACCCUUUCAUUA